AUGACCACUCCAUUAUUUUUGGGGACAAUUAUCAGUCUUUGUGUUGCAACUGCGCUGUUCUUCCGUUACUGGCGGCUGAGACAAAUUCCUGGACCAAUUUUGGCAUCGGUGACCAACCUUUGGCGAUUCAAUAUCCAAUAUCGCGGUCCUAUACUACCUUGCCUUCUAGAUCUACAUCGGAAAUAUGGAAGCCUGGUAAGAAUAGGCCCAAAUACCAUCAGCGUCAGUGAUGCAGCCUAUGUCAGCGCGAUUUAUACAAAUAAAGGCGAUUAUGUAAAGGCUAAAAAGAAGAGAUAUAUGCAGGCAGACUCAUAUGAGCCGAUGAGAGUCUUUGUGAAUGGCCAAUCAGUAGGAAGCAUUGUUGAUAUGCAAGAUGAGGAACAGCAUCGAGCGUUGAAACGAUCUGUUGGCGGCGCGUUUACGAACAAAAGCCUACAAGAGUACGAGCCUGAUGUGGACAUGAUCCUAGAGAAUCUCCUUGCACGAAUUGGGAAAAAAUCAACUUUUGUUCUCCAUGAUGUCCUGCAGUGGUUCCAGCUAGACUUUCUCAUGAAGAUUGCAUUUACGGAGUCACCUGGGCAUCUACAACAUGGAGCCGACGUGUACGGAUUAUCAAAGCUUACUGCACAGCGAAUUGCACACUGGUACACUUGGCAAAGCCUCCCGCAGUUAGAGCGCUUCAUAUACCGAAAUUCUGUUUGGGGUAGAUUCCUGGCUCGGCCAUCUAAGUGGGCCAAAAUGAGUAAGGAACGGUUCAACGCUCGUGUGGCGACCACUCACGAUCGGCAAGAGAUAGAACGGAGAGAUCUUUUACAGAAAUGCAUCGACUACAGCGAAAAAUACCCCGAUGUUCUCAAACCGCAAACAAUCACUAGCGUAGUGAACUCGAUUAUCUCGGCCGGCACGGACACUACAUCUGGGGCAAUGACUACGAUGCUGUACUUUUUACUCAAGUCUCCGUCUUGUUACAAAUCACUUAUGGACGAGCUGGAUGAUGCUCAGAAAUCUGGCAAACUUUCAAUUCCUCCCCGAUACACAGAGGUUAGCCGUCUGCCGUACUUGGACGCAGUGCUCAGAGAGGCUCUUAGACUUAACCCGGCUCUCGCUAUUCCCAUGGAGCGAAUUGUCCCCUCAUCGGGUUGUUCUAUUAACGGCACCUUUAUUCCUGGCGGCACAGUAAUUGGAUGCCUUGCUAUGGCUAUACACAUGGAUCAAACGUGCUUUGGAAAAGAUCCAGAACUAUUUCAACCGGAGCGCUGGUUAAAUAGAUCGGAUGCAGAGCGCAGUGCUAUGGAACGAGGCUUUCUUGGCUGGAGCGCCGGAAGUCGAGCCUGCUUAGGUCGACAAAUUGCAGAGCUAGAGAUAAAGAAGGUCAUACCAACUUUGCUGCUCAAGUAUAAUAUAAGUUUAGACAACCCUGAGCAAACCUUGCAAUUUGUUAAUGGUGUCCUAGAGUAUGGUUCAAAUCCCAUCUCUGUGACAUUUAAUACUAAGACUCAAUAA
This is a messenger RNA of Trichoderma virens Gv29-8, 1503 nucleotides long. RefSeq lists its product as uncharacterized. Gene Ontology annotation, molecular function: heme binding; oxidoreductase activity, acting on paired donors, with incorporation or reduction of molecular oxygen; iron ion binding. The record is from RefSeq and is a predicted model, not a curated record. NCBI's taxonomy places the organism in Eukaryota, Fungi, Ascomycota, Sordariomycetes, Hypocreales, Hypocreaceae. The coding region runs from base 1 to 1503 and encodes 500 amino acids. The transcript is spliced from 3 exons.